This is a messenger RNA of Meira miltonrushii, 1038 nucleotides long. RefSeq lists its product as uncharacterized. The transcript has a single exon. NCBI's taxonomy places the organism in Eukaryota, Fungi, Basidiomycota, Exobasidiomycetes, Exobasidiales, Brachybasidiaceae. The record is from RefSeq and is a predicted model, not a curated record. Bases 1 to 1038 code for a protein of 345 amino acids. Gene Ontology annotation, molecular function: oxidoreductase activity.
AUGUCAGGUAAAACUUCAGCAAAUGCAUGGGUAUACACAGAUGCCUAUCCACAAGGUCUCAAACAAGGAAAGAUUAACAUUCCCUCACAAGACGGUGAAAAAGUGAUCGUUGAAGUGAAUGCAUGUGCCCUAAAUCCAGUGGAUAUUCAAACGAUGAAUUUGCCAAGAAAGAAUGCAAACGAAAAAGGAAAAGAAUGGGGAAUAGUUUGUGAUUUUAGUGGAAAAGUAGUACAUGCAAAAGGAUUCAGUAAAGGAGAUGAAGUUUUUGGAAUUUCAUUCUCUGCUUUUACACCUUUGCGAACGGGAACUUUGGCAAAAGUGGCAGUUUUGGAUGCUAGUAAAACUUGUAUGAUCAAUAAACCCGUUUCAUGGACGAACGAACAAGCAUCUGCACUCCCAUUGGUAUGGCUAACGGCAAAAAAGUGCGUUGAAGAUGUCAAGCCAUUCUUGACGAAAUCGGGUCGAAAUGAAAAGAGAGUCGUUGUUCUGGGUGGUAGUUCAGCAGUUGGAAUAUAUACCAUCAUCUUGGCAAAGAAGCUAGGAUGGAAAGUACUCUCUACAAGCUCUUCACGCAAUAAGGAAUUCUUACAGGAUAAACUUAAAGUUGAUCAACAUGUCGAUUAUACAACAGAUGACGUUCGUGCGAAAGCAACCGCAUUCAAGCCACAAGCGGUGAUCGAUUGUGUGGGUGGAACUGAAUGCAUUGGGAUCCCAGGUAAUCUGCGCUAUAUCAGCAUCGUUGGUGAUAAGACCGGAAGAGAAACCAUGGGUGGUCCAUACACAUACUAUGACUGGCGUGCACCUGCUUACGUUAUUAGUCAAUGGCUUCGAUGGGCAAAAGGAUACGUUGGCUUAGGAGAAAGUUAUGAUGUUGUCAUUCUUGAUCCUAAACGUGAAUGGCUUGAAGAGUCAACGACAACAAUCAGCCCUGAUUCUAUUUAUAUCGACAGCGUCUUUCCAUUCGAAAAAGCAAAAGAGGCUUUCCAACGUCUCGAUACCGGUAGAGCAAAAGGAAAAGUAGUUAUUAAAGUACAGUAA